GCCGUAUCUGACAGCAGAGAGGAAUCAAGCUUUUCUCGUCCAAAGAAGAAGCAUUUCUGUAGGUUGGGACUCCAAAUUAACCAAACGAGCAUGAAGAAACAGAUUUGAAGGAUGCCAGUGUCCUGGUCUGAACUUGGGCCCCAUUGACCUGCUCAUGUCCCAGUCAGAGGAGAGAUGGCUGGUCGAAUGUCGUCCCAGGGUAAGGCGACCGUCGCUGUGGAUGAGUACAGCUCCAAUCCUACGCAGGCCUUCACCCACUACAACAUUAACCAGAGUCGAUUCCAGCCUCCCCACGUGCAUAUGGUGGAGCCGCUUCCCUAUGAUGCACCUAAGCCGGCGGGUCACACAAGGUUCGUCUGUGUUUCGGACACUCACUCGAGAACGGACGGCAUCCAGAUGCCCUAUGGAGAUGUCCUGCUCCACACGGGUGACUUUACGGAACUGGGACUGCCCUCCGAGGUUAAGAAAUUUAACGACUGGUUAGGCGGUCUUCCCUACGAGUCUAAAGUGGUCAUUGCGGGAAAUCACGAGCUGACGUUUGAUAAGGACUUUAUGACAGAGUUGGUUAAACAGGAUUACUAUCGUUUUCCCUCCGUCUCUAAGCUGAGGCCCGAGGACUUUGAUGAUGUACAGACCCUGCUUACAAACUGUGUGUACCUCCAGGACUCAGAAGUCACUGUAAAAGGAUUCAGAAUAUACGGAGCACCUUGGACGCCCUGGUUUAACGGCUGGGCCUUUAACCUGCCCCGUGGACAGUCUCUGCUGGACAAGUGGAACCAGAUCCCUGAUGACAUAGACAUCCUCAUGACUCAUGGACCCCCUCUCGGUUUCAGAGACUGGGUCCCUAAAGAAUUACAACGCGUUGGUUGUGUGGAGCUUCUCAACACAGUGCAGAGGAGAGUCAGGCCUAAGCUCCACGCUUACGGAGGGAUCCACGAAGGGUACGGCAUAAUGACAGAUGGAUACACGACAUUCAUCAACGCCUCCACAUGCACAGUCAGCUUCCAGCCCACCAAUCCGCCCAUCAUUUUUGACCUUCCCAACCCAGGGAGCCCCUAAAAC
Molecule: messenger RNA, 1062 nt
Organism: Chanos chanos (milkfish)
Lineage: Eukaryota; Metazoa; Chordata; Actinopteri; Gonorynchiformes; Chanidae
Gene: mpped2
Product: metallophosphoesterase domain containing 2b
Exons: 7
Coding region: 175-1059 (294 amino acids)
Molecular function (GO): hydrolase activity
Source: RefSeq, a predicted model, not a curated record